Colletes gigas is the source of this 1707-nucleotide messenger RNA. Its product is annotated as venom acid phosphatase Acph-1-like. Gene Ontology annotation, molecular function: phosphatase activity. The transcript is spliced from 7 exons. Bases 322 to 1434 code for a protein of 370 amino acids. Lineage: Eukaryota; Metazoa; Arthropoda; Insecta; Hymenoptera; Colletidae. The record is from RefSeq and is a predicted model, not a curated record. Gene Ontology annotation, biological process: dephosphorylation.
CACAAACAUAAUACCAUAUUUAUUACUUAAGAGCUUACUAUAAUCGCCAUGAUAUGUUCAGUUAGUCAUAAAAUCUCCUAUAUUCGGAGUUAAAACUAGCGAUUUCAACCUUUCGCGGUUAGUUUUAUAUUUCUGAUUCAUUUAAGUACCGAUUACGUAGCAUUCUAUCGAUGCCGAGCGUGGAAUAUAUUAGUGGCCCAACGGAUUAUUGCUCGUGUCAACGUGAUUCCGUAGUUAUUUCCAAACAAUCUCAACCGUCUUCCAUUAUAUAACGGUGUAUCAGUGUAUUUAACUUCAAGUUCAAAGGUCACUUACUACGAUAUGAGUUUAUCUAUACACUCGACGAAAACAGAAUUUCGAGUGGAAUUAGUACAAGUGUUAUUCAGGCAUGGAGAACGAGUACCGCGCCAGAAAGAAUUGCUCCUGAACGAUCUUCAUAAUGUGUCGACGUAUGAGCCCUGGGGCCUCGGGCAGCUGACAAAUCAAGGAAAAAUGAGAGAAUAUCGUAUAGGAAAAAUGUUACGAGAUCGUUAUAACAAAUUCUUAGGCGAUAUUUAUCAUCCUAGUGACGUGUACGCUUACAGCACAGACAUGGACCGAACAAAAAUGUCUCUUCAAUUAGUCUUGGCUGCGCUCUAUCAUCCGUCCCCAACGCAAAUGUGGAACAAAGACUUGUCAUGGAUGCCUAUACCGAUACAUUAUAUGCCGGAGAAAGUGGACAAUAUAAUGAAACCAGAUUUCUCUCCAGUGUAUUUGGACGCGCUAAAGACAGUGAGAAAAUCAGAAGAGGUUCUUAACAAAAUCUCAGUGUUCAGCGAUUUACUCAAGUUUCUGUCUCAGAAAACUAGCAUAAAUAUAACUCGAACGAGCCAAGUGUAUGAAAUUUAUAAUUUGCUGGUAGCACAGAAAAGCAUGAAUCUGGUAAUGCCAGAAUGGUGCACCGAUGAUGUUUACAAAAAUAUUCAGGAUGUUGUUAGACUCGAGUAUAAGAUUCGUUCUUACACGUCGCUAAUGAGACGACUGAACGGUGGCGCACUUAUCAAAAGAUUUAUCGAUAACAUAAAACGUAACGAAGAUAGCGCUACACCACGAAAAAUUUACUUGUAUAGCGGUCACGAAACGAAUAUCGCAGGAUUCGUGAGAGCGCACAAUGUCACUGUGCCGGAUCUGCCAAUGUAUGGUUGUGCAAUCAUAUUUGAAAAAUUAAGCGACGCAGCUGGCAAGCACUUUAUUAGGAUGAUUCUAUGGACUGGAAGUACGGAAGAGUUGAUACCUUAUAAAUUCCCUGGCUGCGACGAGAUCUGUCCAAUCGAUAAGUAUAUUGAGUUAGUACAAAAUGUCAUUCCAUCGGAACAAGAAAUGAAUCAUAUAUGGGAUUAUAUAUCGAAAGAAGAACUUUGUAAGCUGUACGAAGAAAAAUUGAAUCCUAACUAAAAUGUUCAAAAAGUUGAUAUUACUGAAUUCUUUACUUAAAUUAAUGUAAUGAAACAUUUACGUAAACGAUAUAAAAAUUAGCACAUAUCACAGUAGAAACAAAUGUAUUUUAAUUAGUAAUGUUCAUGUUAGAACGUUAUUUCAACAGUAUUACCACAAAUCGGUAAUAAAAUAUACAUGUGUAGAAUAGAGAAACGUAGAAGCUAAUGAAUAAAAUUUUUGAAAACAAAAAUAGAAACACUUUAAUACUUGAUCUAUGUGUAUAUAUUUAAA